AUGAAGCCUCACCGUAUUCGCCUUGCCCACACUCUUGCUUGCCACUAUGAUCUUGAUCGGCGAAUGGAGAUCACUCGGCCGUUCCCGGCGACUUCGGAGGACAUUCGGCGGUUCCACUCGCCGGAGUACGUUGACUUUCUCUCUUCCGUUUCACCCGAGACUCUUUACUACCAGACGCAUGGUGCCCACGACCUUAAACGCUUCAACUUCGGAGAGGAUUGCCCUGUUUUUUGUCAAGCGUCUGCCGGUGGAUCCAUUGGCGCCGCCGUUAAGCUUAAUCGACAAGAUGCUGACAUAGCCAUCGAUUGGGCUGGUGGGUUGCGACAUGCAAAGAGAAGCGGGACCUCCGGAUUUUGCUAUGUUAAUGAUACUGUUCUUGGAAUUCUUGAACUUCUAAAGGUCCACAGG
Messenger RNA from Nicotiana tabacum (common tobacco), 408 nucleotides. Its product is annotated as histone deacetylase 6-like. Gene Ontology annotation, molecular function: histone deacetylase activity. Gene Ontology annotation, cellular component: nucleus. The record is from RefSeq and is a predicted model, not a curated record. Lineage: Eukaryota; Viridiplantae; Streptophyta; Magnoliopsida; Solanales; Solanaceae. Gene Ontology annotation, biological process: epigenetic regulation of gene expression.